CAGCCGCCUUCUCCGCGGCUCCUCCUAAGGGAAGUAGCGCCGCCAUUUUCUCUGGCGGACUGAAGCGAGCGUCGCGUCCGCGCACGGGAGAUCGGGCCUUGCAAGCGCAUCUCAGCAGCCGAACUUUUCAUCCAUUUCCACUCAGAAGCUUAGGCUAAAAUGAGUGGCUGUCGUGUCUUCGUUGGACGUCUAAGUCCACAUGCUCGGGAGCGAGAUGUGGAGAAAUUUUUCAAGGGAUAUGGCCGUAUACGUGAAAUCAAUCUGAAAAACGGCUUUGGUUUUGUGGAAUUUGAGGAUCACAGAGAUGCAGAUGAUGCUGUUUAUGAACUGAAUGGUAAAGAACUGUGUAAUGAAAGGGUUACAAUUGAACAUGCCAGAGCCCGAAGAGGGGGUAGAGGCAGAUACCCACAACGGUUCAAUUAUUACCAAUCCUAUGGGGGUGGAUCUAGCCAGUAUGGACCACCUCUUCGUACUGAACAUAGGCUUAUAGUUGAGAAUCUUUCUUCACGUGUUAGCUGGCAGGAUUUGAAAGACUUCAUGAGAAAGGCUGGAGAAGUUACCUUUGUAGAUGCACACAGAAACAAUCCAAAUGAAGGAGUGGUGGAGUUUGCAUCAUCCAGUGACAUGAAGAGUGCAUUGGACAAGUUGGAUGGCAGCGAGUUGAAUGGGCGCAGAAUUAAGCUAAUUGAAGAUCGCAAAAGGCGCAGAAGCAGAUCCCGUUCACGAAGUUAUUCAAGAUCUCGCAGCAAGUCUAGAUCUGCAAGAUCUUCCAAGUCAACAAGCAAGUCUCGUUCUCGAAGCCGUACCCCUGAAAAGAGGGGCUCUCGAAGCCGCACACCUGAAAGGAAGGGCUCAGAGAAAAACCACCACUCUGGCCCGCAAAAUUCCUCUCCAUCUCCUCCCCCAGCCAAGAAAAGGUCUCGCUCUAGGUCGAGCUCUGCUGAAAGCCGCAGUUAAGGAAUUUUGAGAGGUGUAUAAAUAUUUCAUUUCUAAGUCAGAUUUUCUACAAGCCUGAAUAAGAUGCAAAUGGGGGGGGGAGGGAUAAUUCAUCAGGUGAGCAUAGACCUCUGAAGAGAGUAUGUAAACUUGCCCUCUUUAUAGAGUUAGAUAAAUUGUAACCAAUAAUAAAAGCAAUUUAAAUCGGCAAAUUAUAAUUACCCACAUGUACUAUGUACUUCUGUAGGUGAAGCCUUACUGACUCAAGCAGUACACAUAUGGGAGUUUUGUCCUUAUUGUUGAAUAUGAUAAAUUUAAGACAUGGACCGUGGUGCCGCUUUUCAGAGUCCUUUGGCUGUGCUUCUUGUUUGCACAUAGAAUAUCUUCUAGUUAACAUUGAGUAAAUCACCAUGGAUAGUUCAGCUGACUAUUAACAUGCUGUUUUGAAAAGUCCCAUGCAACUUCCCAAUAUAGUUAUCCUUUAGUACUGCACAGGUGGGUAUCUGAAUUGGGAAGGAAUAAUUUUUCCUUAUUCUUAACGAGUAUUUACAUUUAAAGUAGCAAGCCAGGGAAUGUGUUUUAAUGUGUUAUCUGGUUAAGCAGAUGCUGCUGUGAAAUUUUUAAUGCUACUUUAGAGUAAGGCCUAGCCAAGAAGUACAUCUUCCACACCAAGUUUUAUCUGGACAGGGUACAAAGUUUCAUAACCCACUUCAUGAUAUAAAAAAUCAAAACAUAACGGAUACUUUAAUGCAGCAACUUAAGAGUAUUUAACCUGGCAGUCUUGCAAAUGCAUUGUUUUACAGAGAUACCCUUUGUGAAAUAAAAAUACACCAGUUUUACUGAAGUUUUUAUUUUAAUAUUACAAAGAGAGCGACCAGAGUGUGACACUUAAAAUACUGCAGGUACAUGUAGUAUCAGAAGCAGUAAAUUGUCAAAUUUAAUAGGGGAACGUUAUUUUCAAACUGUCAAAACAAAUUUCCAGUCAAGCUUCAUGUAAUGUGAAUUUAUUAAUGCUAAAGUGUAAAAGGGCAUUUUCCUUAGGUUUACAAAACAUGAUUUUGUUUUUGUUAGUAUGUAGUACUAUGUUAAUCUUUAACAACUUUGUGAUCACUAAACUAUCUGGCUUCCACAUACCUAAAUGAGGGAAUCUGCUUCAAAUAUUUGUAAACUGAACCCUAAAAUGUUUAAAUGUAUUGGUGUGAUACAGUAAAUACAAUAAAUGUUUCUCCCCUGCUUACUGCAGCUUCAGCGGUCUUUCUGUGUUGCUCAUUAAAGCUAAGUUUGUAAACUU
Messenger RNA from Zootoca vivipara (common lizard), 2227 nucleotides. Its product is annotated as serine/arginine-rich splicing factor 5. Gene Ontology annotation, cellular component: nucleus; cytoplasm. The record is from RefSeq and is a predicted model, not a curated record. Gene Ontology annotation, molecular function: mRNA binding. Lineage: Eukaryota; Metazoa; Chordata; Lepidosauria; Squamata; Lacertidae.